CGAGUUUCUAAAACACUAACACACUUCAUCAGGGGCUAUGGAUUACAAAAGCUAAGAACGGCCCCAUGCUAAGUUUCGCCUUCAACCAAUGCAAAAACGUCUACCUCAUCUUCUCCAUCAACAAGUCAAAGGCAUUCCAGGGCUAUGUAAGUCCAGUCAUCUGUCGUGCUUACCAUGUAACUUAUCCACAACAAACUAACCGCAUCGCAACACGCAUCUCGCAGGCCCGCAUGACCACAGCCCCCGAUCCCGAUAUCGCCCCAGCCAAAUGGAUGAGCAACAUAAGCUGGCAAACUAGCUACCCCUUCCGCAUUGAGUGGCUCAACACUCGCCGCACCGAGUUCUGGACUCUGGGAGACCUCAAAAACGCCUUCAAUGACAAUGCCCCCGUCUUUGUUGGCAGGGACGGCCAAGAAUAUCCUGAGGAUUGUGGACGUAAGAUUCUUGAGAUGUUGGAUCGUAGCCCAGAAGAGCGUGGCGAGGAUUCCCCCUGGGCAACGAUGGCCAGCCCCCGUUCACAUACAAAGUCUAGCAAAACGGAGGCCCUAAGUUGGCGACGCGAAGAGUUGCCCGGCUCAGAGGAAGCGGUUCCUACUAACACGGGUUCUGAGCCAGCCGCCGAGAUGCCAUUGAUAGAUUACUAACAUUCAUAUCAUGAGAUGCUGGAUACAGAUAGAC
Messenger RNA from Trichoderma asperellum CBS 433.97, 678 nucleotides. RefSeq lists its product as uncharacterized. Gene Ontology annotation, molecular function: N6-methyladenosine-containing RNA reader activity; mRNA binding. Gene Ontology annotation, biological process: regulation of alternative mRNA splicing, via spliceosome; mRNA splicing, via spliceosome. The record is from RefSeq and is a predicted model, not a curated record. Gene Ontology annotation, cellular component: nucleoplasm. Lineage: Eukaryota; Fungi; Ascomycota; Sordariomycetes; Hypocreales; Hypocreaceae.